Messenger RNA from Ophidiomyces ophidiicola, 1407 nucleotides. RefSeq lists its product as uncharacterized. Gene Ontology annotation, cellular component: transcription regulator complex; PcG protein complex. Gene Ontology annotation, molecular function: DNA-binding transcription factor activity, RNA polymerase II-specific; RNA polymerase II cis-regulatory region sequence-specific DNA binding. The record is from RefSeq and is a predicted model, not a curated record. NCBI's taxonomy places the organism in Eukaryota, Fungi, Ascomycota, Eurotiomycetes, Onygenales, Onygenaceae. The coding region runs from base 1 to 1407 and encodes 468 amino acids. The transcript is spliced from 3 exons. Gene Ontology annotation, biological process: regulation of transcription by RNA polymerase II.
AUGGAUAUCACCACCAUACUCAACAAAAACCGAGCAUCAGUCGCGGUAGCCGCCGAAGCCCAGCUGCAGCAUCAGUUCGCUCAAGCCGCGCAUCUCAAAUCGCGAUCUCCCUCCGACAUGGGCUCCGAGCACAACCCCCUCCCCGCCGCCGCCGCCCAGCACCUCGCCUACUCUGCCAGCCCUCCGCCCAUCCAGCUCCCCAAUCUCUCCCAAUACCAUUCGGGAAACCACCACACCCCAUUAAUAAGAGGCACCUACCCCCCCGACCAGGAGAAUAUGUUUCCCAACGUCCCCGGCACCGCCAACGGAAGAGGAAACGGAGAGCCGGCGCCCAAGUCCUUUCACUGCCAAACGUGUUCCAAGGGAUUCGCGCGACGCAGCGAUCUGGCCAGACAUGAACGGAUUCACAGCGGUAUUCGCCCGCAUGUGUGCGAUUGGCCGGGCUGUGGCAAGCAGUUCAUCCAGCGCUCCGCUCUCACGGUGCACACUCGCGUGCACACGGGCGAGAAGCCCCAUAUGUGCGACCGUUGUGGAAAGCCCUUCAGCGAUUCGAGCUCGCUCGCCAGGCACCGGCGGAUACAUUCGGGGAAGCGUCCCUACAAGUGCCCGUACGCCAACUGCCAGAAGACCUUCACGCGCCGCACCACGCUGACGCGGCACCAAAACCACCACACCGGCACGAUCGAGGAAGCCGCCGCGGAGACGGAGGCGAACCUUCGACAGGGCAAGCUGGGCCGCCCAGGCGAUGGAAUGUACUCCGAAUCGCCCUCCGCCCACGGCACUCCUUCGCCGGCCCAACGAAACUCGCUCUCACCGAAACACGAGCUGCCGCCGCUCAACCCGCACCGGCCGAUGGGCGACUAUCAUUUCCUGGGCAACGGCUCGCUGCCGCCGCACCUACGCGGCGACUUCCACCAUCACCACCACCACCACCACCACGCGCAGCCCAGCCCACGCGCGUCACCGUCGUCCGCGCCGUCGCCCACGCUCUCCAGCUUCUCGCUCUCGCACCACGCCCGCCCGUCGCUAACCUCGCACCCCAGCGGCUACGGCCCGCCGCAGCCCCUCGAGCCCCCGCCCAAUCACAGCUCCACGUCGCGGCCCAGCAGCGUCGCCGGCGGCAGCGGCAGCGGCAGCGGCGGCGGCGGUGCCAGCCCGCACUUGGCCGCCUCCGUCGGCUGGGCGUCGCCCCCGCUGAACGGCAUACCUUCGCCCGGCUCCGUGUCCGCUGCCGCCCCUGAGUACGCGUACCCGGAGCCGUCUGCGCCUCCUCCUCAUCCUCCCCCGUUCGUCGCGCCCGCCCACAUGUACUACCCCAAUUCCUCCAUCCGUCGCCCGCAGAGCACCGAGCCGGAUAAUUACGAGCUGCGGCCGAAGAUCGAGGAGCCCUGGGUCGCGCAUGUUUGA